Cadophora gregata is the source of this 1779-nucleotide messenger RNA. RefSeq lists its product as uncharacterized. NCBI's taxonomy places the organism in Eukaryota, Fungi, Ascomycota, Leotiomycetes, Helotiales, Ploettnerulaceae. The record is from RefSeq and is a predicted model, not a curated record. The coding region runs from base 1 to 1779 and encodes 592 amino acids. The transcript has 2 exons.
AUGCCCGGAAUCAAAUAUCAAUCACCAUACGUAUGUGCCCGCUGUCUGCGAGGCUACCAGCAACACCAUGUCUUCCCAAUUGGUCCCAGAACCACUUCCCGCCAACUGUCCCAACAUUCGCCACUUCGAAGCCCUCAGCAGGACAACACGGGCAAGCUGAAGGGCAACGAGGACCAUUCAUCAAUCGAAUCGAAAAUACUUAACUCAGCUCCAGAAACUUCGCCCGAAGCUCCCCAGAGCAAUGCGGUCCCAGAACAAGGAGCAAUGUCCCGGCGACUUGCCGAAGCCACCGAAGAAGCUCUCAUUGAAGGCGGUCGCGCAGGCAGGAAAGCCGUCGAAGAAGCCGGCUUCUCUGAAGAACUGAAGAACAAACUCCUCGAUCGCGUAGAAACCGCAAAGUUCCGUGCAGAGAACGCAGCCGCAUUCGCAGAAGCAGGACUCAGCUCCAAAGUCGGACAGGGCUCGCGGCAGAUUGCUACUGGGGAAGCAUGGACUGGGGACGAGAAUCCACAAGAUGCGAUGCUGAGGAUGUUGGACGAUGCGCGGAAGCCGUUGAAAUCGAGUCUAAGGGGGCCGGCAAAGAUACCAAGUCCUGUUAUUGAUUUGAGACUGAGCCCGAAGCCGAAGCAGAGGCCGGGGGAGAGGCUGGCGAAUGCGAGGGAUAAGACGUCGAUUUAUGCUAUCUCGAAGGAUUCGCAGAUGACUGAUAAGGAGAGGGAACAAAUGAGGAGGGACUUCAAGGAGAGGUUUGGGCCUGGGGUUGGGACAAUGCCAAACUCUUUUCGUGGUCUGGCUGCGUUGGCAAAUGAGAGAAUUGAGGAUGCAAUUGCGAGAGGACAGUUCAAGAAUAUACCUCGUGGCAAAGGAAUAGUAAGAGACACUCGAGCAGACAACCCAUUUAUCGAUACCACAGAGUACAUCAUGAACAAGAUGAUACAAAGACAAGAUAUUGUCCCACCGUGGAUUGAGAAGCAGCAGGAGCUAGUAAAGACAGCGAAUAUAUUUCGGGCUAGGUUACGAAACGAUUGGAAGCGGCAUGCUGCAAGGACAAUCGCCAGUCGUGGUGGGAGUUUGGAAGAACAAAUGCGAAUGGCCGAUCGUUAUGCUCAAGCUGAGAGUGUUUAUAACCCAAGGAAAAAAGCUGUGGAACAGAUUUCUCUUCCGUCGAAAGCUACGAGCGAUUCCGUUUUGGUCAAUAUUGUCCAAGAAGCACCGUCAACACCUACUGAAAGCCCUCCGAUUCAAGUCUCGCUCGAGACCAAAGAGGAUGUCAUUGCUUCCACAGAAGCGACAUCUACACCAGCCGCAAGUGGUCUAGAGAACUCUGCGGAAACCCAAAAUGGUGUUAUAACUGCUGAAAGUACUUUACCGGAAGUUCCCAGUCUCCAAAUCCAGCAAACGUCUGCACCAUUACCUGCCCUGUUCCGAAUACCGUCAUGGGAACAAGCAGAGAAUUCCUACCUCACACUUGCUAUCCAAAACCUCAACACCCUCACCAGAUCCUACAACCUAAUGGCGCCUGAUCUAGCCAAGAAGCCAUACUUCUCUCUCGAACGAGAACUCAAAUCAUGCUAUGCAGAUGUCGCACCGCAACUUUCUCAAGCCAUAAAGGAACGGGCGGCGAGACCUGCCAAAGAGUUGGUGGAGAAAAUAGGGCAUAGACCAGGUGGUGUCCUGGAGAGAUUUGCAAGCGAUAAGGCUGUGAUCUAUGAUUCUAAGAAGCCGUUGUAUGGAUUUAAGGAGUUUUGGAGUGACUUGUGGGGUGAGAAGAGGGUCUGA